This is a messenger RNA of Nelumbo nucifera (sacred lotus), 890 nucleotides long. Its product is annotated as lachrymatory-factor synthase-like. The record is from RefSeq and is a predicted model, not a curated record. NCBI's taxonomy places the organism in Eukaryota, Viridiplantae, Streptophyta, Magnoliopsida, Proteales, Nelumbonaceae.
AAAAAAUACAUAAUAAAUAAGAAAAGAACCUUUGGCUGUCUAGCUCUGGGCCUCUGGCAUCUGUCCUUCUAUAUAUGUACGAGUUACAAGCAACACUCAUCAGAUUCUCUCUCAGUAUAUCCAAUGGCAGAUCAAGCUCAAGCACAGUUGAAGUGGGAAGGCAAGGCCUCUGCAAAUCUAACCGGCCCGACUGCAGACCAAGUUUGGCCUCUUCUGGAGGACUUCUUCAGCAUACAUAAAUGGCUUCCGGCCUGCGACAUCUGUGAACGUGUGGAAGGCGUAUCCGGGCAACCUGGUUGCAUCCGGUAUACCGCCGGCAACUCGAUCUCGUCUGGUACUGCCACUGGCGAGGAAACGGUCAGUUGGGCUAAGGAGAAACUGGUAGCCAUCGACUCGAAGGAGAGGUGGUUUAGCUACGAGGUCACCGAGAACAACAUUGGAUUCAACUCAUAUGUGGCCACGAUCAAGGUAUUUCCACUGAAAGACGACGUCGAGGAUGAGGGUGAGCAUGGGUGUGAGAUCGAGUGGUCGUUUGUCACUGAUCCGAUCGAAGGUUGGGCUCUGGAGUCUCUGCUUUCUUAUAUUCACUCCUCUUUGCAAGUCAUGGCAAAGAGGAUGGAAGAAGCUCUGCAACCUAAAGAUAAGUAAGUCUUUUCUUUAUUUAUACUAAAUGAAGGUAGGCUAGCAGCUUUCCCUUUUCUCUUUUGCUACAGCAAUUAAGAAAUAUUCCUGCUUUUUCCUGUUGGCCUGAUUGUUGCAAAUUGCAAUGGCGGUUGUGAGUGGCGACUGUCCAUUAAAGCUGUGUUUGAUGUGGUUUCAGAGAAUUAAUUCUGAUCAUUUGGGUACGUAUUAUGAAAAUUAAUAUAUAACCAUGUCUGUUUCAAAAUCUA